Salpingoeca rosetta is the source of this 2090-nucleotide messenger RNA. RefSeq lists its product as uncharacterized. The transcript has 2 exons. Gene Ontology annotation, cellular component: cytoplasm. Lineage: Eukaryota; Choanoflagellata; Craspedida; Salpingoecidae. The record is from RefSeq and is a predicted model, not a curated record. The coding region runs from base 115 to 1845 and encodes 576 amino acids. Gene Ontology annotation, molecular function: oxidoreductase activity.
GCAAAGCGCGCACAGCAACAUCAGUAACGAACGUGCAAUGGUGCAUUGACCGUGCUGAGGUGCUUUGAUCGACAAGCCAGGAAGCACGGAAGAGCAAGCAAGUGAGGGGAAACGAUGGUGAUGAUGUCGCUGAAGCCCGUCGUGGGCUUGGUGGGUGCUGGCGUGCUUGCCAGCGAGCUCAUCCACCAAUACAGGUGCCGCAGCGCCCUGCGCUCUGCUCAAGGGCGGUUUCUUCCGGCCAAGCCUGGCGAACGCGUGGUGGUCCUGGGUGCCGGCAUAGCAGGCCUGACCGCCGCGCGAGAGCUGAGCGAAGCAGGCAUGGACGUCAUUGUCGUGGAGCGGCGCCACGGUGUGGCGAUGGAGACCUCUGCUGCAAACGCAGGCACCCUCAACUUCACAGCCCGCACGAUGGUGGCAUCUCCAGAGAACGUCAAGUACGCGCUGCAGAAGAUGUGGCACAGCUUUCUUGGUGAAAAGCCCGAGCUGCAAGAAGAGGCUGUGGAGCACGUCGCAACGCCGCCACAGCAUCAGCACACACAGCAAGGGAGCCGCAUCGAUGCAGCCCCUGGUCACGCAGCAACAACAGCAGCGACUCAAACAACAGAAGCAGAUGCGAAUCACCAGCAACAGAAACACCCGCACAAGCAGCCGCAAAACCAGAAACAGAAGCAGCCGCAGGAACAGCAACAGGAACAACAGCAUCACCACCACCGUCUUCACCACCACCACCACCACCACCAUGGGGAUGAAGGCAUUGUGACAGAGCUGAUUGAAGACUUUCGGUACUUCUUCUUUGAGCGGCGGCUCCUGUUUACGCUGUCGUUCUGGAAGUGGGCUGCAAACUUUGUCUCGCUGGCGCUGACACACACAGAGCAGCGCAAAGCGUUUGUGGACGACCUUGUUGCCGAGAGCCUGGCUGCGCUACAGGACACGCGCCGCACCACCCGCAUGCCCUUCGAGUAUCGACGGGCGGGCUCACUGUACAUCCACUCGGAUGCAGACCUGUUCCACCAGCGGGCACGGGAGGGGCUGCUGGCUGGGCGCGGGGAGGUGGCCGUGACGGCGGCCAAGGCGCAGACGAUGGAGCCCAGCCUGAGCAAUCUCACGUUUGUGGGCGCCAUGCACCGCCGCAACGAUGCCGUGGGCGACUGCCAGCUGUUCUGCCGGCACAUGAGCGAGUGGCUGACGGCGCGCGGCGUGGCCAUCCGGUUUGGGCUGACGGCAACAGAUGUGAUGCUUGACGGCGACGGGCGUGCGUGCGCAGUGCAGCUGUACAACACGCAGCACGGGUCGAGCGAGCAGCUGCAGUGCGACCACGUCGUCGUCUGCUGCGCGUGCGACAGCGCGACGCCGCUCGCCACCACGGGCCUGUCGUGGCUGCCCAUCAUGCCUGUGCGCGGGUACACGCUGACGGGACGGGCAAACCAGGACCCGCGCAAGUGCCCCACCAACUACCUGCUGUUUGAGGAGCCGAUUGAGAUGGCGGUGACGCGGCUCGGCGACCGGAUUCGCUUCUCGUCGUACGCGGAGAUCACGACGGCGCUGGAGCCCAAGGAGGAGCGACUGAAGGAUCUCCGGCGCAUCGUGGACCGCCUGUUUCCAAACGCGUUUGACGAGGACGACCCCGAUGCGCAGGAGUGGGUUGGCAGGCGCCCCAUGACGUCAGAUGCGCUGCCCAUCGUCUCCCAAACGCACAUUCCAAACGUGUUUCUGCACACGGGCCACGGCGCAGACGGCUGGCGGUGGUCGCACGCGACGGCGCGGGUGCUGCGGGCGAUUAUGCUUGACGAGCGCUCGCCACUUGACCCGCGCUUCCUCGCUCUCGACCGGUUCUGGUUCCUCUGAUGCACUGCCCGUGUUGUGUGUGUAUGUGGCUGUGUGUGUGUGUGUGUGUGUGUGUGUGUGUGUGUGUGUGUGCAUUCGGACAUAUGUGUGUGUGCAUGCGCGCUUGUCACAGUUCUCCUGGAUGUUAUUUGAAUUCCUUCUUCCAGAGCUCUGCUGCUCUCCGAACAGUUUCCCUAGUGCACAGUUCCACAUACAGCCCUUCUCAUUCAUAUGCGUGCGUGAAUUGCAGAGACACAUGUAAUGAC